CUGCGAGACUUUCCGCCUCGGCUGACCCGCCCCUUCCGCCUCUUCAGGGAGGUGGCCGCUCUGACCUCUCGUCUCUAUGGUCCAGGCGGCCCACCGCUUCCCCUCACGCUGUGGAAGCCAUGGCGAGCUUCACCAAGUCUGCGCAGCAAUGGGCUACUUUUGCUCGAACCUGGUAUCUUUUAGAUGGAUGGAUGCAACCGCCAGGGAAACUUGCAGCCGUUGCAAGUGUCCGACUGGAGGGAAAGCAUAAGCCGAUAUACCACGCACUGAGUGACAUUGGGGAUCAUGUUGUCAUCAUUAAUACAAGGCAUAUUGCUUUUUCUGGCAACAAAUGGGAGCAGAAAGUGUACUCAUCACAUACUGGAUACCCUGGUGGCUUCCUGCAACUUACAGCUGCUCAACUACAUAAAAAAGAUCCAACAGCAAUUGUGAAACUGGCUACCUACGGAAUGCUCCCAAAAAACCUUCACAGAAGAACUAUGAUGCAAAGGCUACAUCUUUUUCCUGAUAAUGUUAUUCCUGAAGACAUUCGUAAGAAUUUGGUAGAGGAGCUUCCACAGCCUCGCAUUGUCCCCAAGAAGCUAAAUGAAUAUACACAAGAGGAAAUCGAUGCUUUCCCAAAGAUCUGGACUCCGCCUAAAGACUUUCGACCAACGUAAUAGGAAGAAUGUAAAAGAGUCAAAGAGAAGCUUAUUCCUUUGUAAUGUCAGGAACUUCCCAGAAUUUUUACAGUAUGGCUGUGUGCAUAAGCAUUGGAUUAUCUACUUUAAAUUAUUUUUUUUUAAAUCUUUAAUAAGAUGAAAAACCAAGACUAGUUGGUAAUUUUUCUUUUUGUUAUAUCCUCCUUUUUGGGGGGAGAGAGAUCAAUAAAUAGCUGACAUAAAUAAGUAAUAAAUAGGGUUUUCCUGCAAAUAA
Ahaetulla prasina is the source of this 915-nucleotide messenger RNA. It is a transcript of the gene MRPL13, whose product is annotated as mitochondrial ribosomal protein L13. Gene Ontology annotation, biological process: translation; negative regulation of translation. The transcript is spliced from 7 exons. Gene Ontology annotation, cellular component: mitochondrial large ribosomal subunit; ribosome. Gene Ontology annotation, molecular function: structural constituent of ribosome; mRNA binding. Bases 120 to 659 code for a protein of 179 amino acids. The record is from RefSeq and is a predicted model, not a curated record. Lineage: Eukaryota; Metazoa; Chordata; Lepidosauria; Squamata; Colubridae.